AUGGACGGGCCCAUUUGGCGGCUCCGCGCCCCCCGGAGGAGAGACACAAAGCCCAGGCACGUGCGCCUCCCCAUAGAGGAGCAGCAGACCGUGAAGGGAGGCGGGGCCGGGCGUGUGCCUGGGCCGGGCGGGGCGAUAGCCAAGGCCCCGGGCGCCAAGAAGCCCAAAGCCAUCCGCAAGCUGCACUUCGAGGACGAGGUGACCACGUCGCCUGUGCUGGGGCUCAAGAUCAAGGAGGGCCCGGUGGAGGCGCCGCGGGGCCGGGCUGGGGGCGCAGCGCGGCCGUUGGGCGAGUUCAUCUGCCAGCUAUGCAAGGAGGAGUACGCCGACCCGUUCGCGCUGGCGCAGCACAAGUGCUCGCGCAUCGUGCGCGUGGAGUACCGCUGCCCCGAGUGCGCCAAGGUGUUCAGCUGCCCCGCCAACCUGGCCUCGCACCGCCGCUGGCACAAACCGCGGCCUGCGCCCGCCGCCACCCGCGCGUCCGAGCCUGAAACCGCCGCCAGGGCUGAGGCGCGGGAGGCGACAGGCGGCGGCAGCGACCGCGACACUCCGAGCCCUGGCGGCGUGUCCGAAUCGGGCUCCGAGGACGGGCUCUACGAGUGCCACCACUGCGCCAAGAAGUUCCGCCGCCAGGCCUAUCUGCGCAAGCACCUGCUGGCGCACCACCAGGCGCUACAGGCCAAGGGCGCGCCGCCGGCGCCUCCGGCCGAGGACCUACUGGCCUUGUACCCUGGGCCCGACGAGAAGGCACCCCAGGAGGCGGCCGGCGAUGGCGAGGCGUCCGGAGUGCUGGGCCUGAGUGCGUCCGCCGAGUGCCACCUGUGCCCAGUGUGCGGGGAGACGUUCCCCAGCAAGGGCGCCCAGGAGCGCCACCUGCGCCUACUGCACGCCGCCCAGGUGUUCCCCUGCAAGUACUGCCCGGCCACCUUCUACAGCUCACCUGGUCUCACGCGGCACAUCAACAAGUGCCACCCGUCCGAGAACAGACAGGUGAUCCUCCUGCAGGUGCCCGUGCGUCCGGCCUGCUAGAGCGCGCCAUCCAUCCCGGCCCCCUGAACUGUGCCUUCUCUUGGAGACCCACGAGGAGAGCGCGCCUUGCGCGCCCUGAACCCGCGUCCGCGCCGGGGGCGCCCACUCCCGGUCAAAGUGUUGUCUCCGCUUCUCUCGGUGUGGCGUGACGGUAACCCUAAUCCUCUCGUUGUGACUCCUUUCGGACCCCCCCCCCCUUUUGCGUUGUGUCCCCUUCCCCUUCUUGGCGCAACAGGAGCCAAUCUCUUUCUGUACAAGAGAGAAAAGCUGUACGCGUUUGUCUCGUGGUUGGAAGCUUCCCCUUGGAGGGGAGAGCUGUUUUUCUUGCUAGUAUUCGCUGUGUUUAUGGUCUAGAAAUGCGGUUUGCUCUCGCCUACCAAUCUCUGCUCUCUAUGUAUGUAGCGUACGGGUUGUUUUGGGUGAAUCUUGAGGAAUAAAUGCCUUUAUAUUUCACAGGCUGUAAAUCGAACUUCCCACACGAUUAGCUUUAUUAUGGCUUGUGAACUGCUGGAGUCUGGCUUUACCUUUUUGUAUGUGAACAAAUCAAAUUGCUUAAAAAAGAGUUUUCUUUAGUAUAGCCACAAAUGCCUUGAACUGUUGUCUCUUUGGGAUUGUUUUGGGGGAGGGAAGGGAAUUUUCAGAAAAUGCUGUAGAAACUGCCUCAAUACUUCUCGUAAGACUGUUUGGUUUGAUCAUGUUUGUUGAGGUAGGGCUAUAUGAGUUUUCUCUAAAUGUAUAUGUUGAUUUAUGAGUAAUUGUUAUUUAUUCUUUAUUUAUUUAUAUUAAUUAUGAAGAUUAUGCUAUUAUUUGAUUGCAGAUUUUUUUUGGGUAUGCUUUCUCCCCACCCUUGCCACUCUUGACAUUUCACUGUGCAUUUUAGAAGAGAGCCUUUUUCUAAAAGGAUCUGUUAAAAGUUUUAACUUUUAUACCUAUCUGAGCGAAUUACCGACAACCUACCAUUUUAUUCUGCUUGGAGGGCUCCUGAGGCCCUUGUACAACCGACAGCUCUUACUUUUAAAUGCAAUCUCUUUUCUACAUACAUUAUUUUCUUAAUUGUUAGCUAUUUAUAGAAAGCUUCAAUAGAACUGUUUCAACUGUAUAACUAUUUACUAUUCAAAUAAAAAUAUUUUCAAAGUCAAA
Suricata suricatta (meerkat) is the source of this 2169-nucleotide messenger RNA. RefSeq names its product INSM transcriptional repressor 1 (gene INSM1). The coding region runs from base 1 to 1029 and encodes 342 amino acids. Gene Ontology annotation, molecular function: RNA polymerase II cis-regulatory region sequence-specific DNA binding; DNA-binding transcription repressor activity, RNA polymerase II-specific. NCBI's taxonomy places the organism in Eukaryota, Metazoa, Chordata, Mammalia, Carnivora, Herpestidae. Gene Ontology annotation, biological process: negative regulation of transcription by RNA polymerase II; neuron differentiation; regulation of cell cycle process. The record is from RefSeq and is a predicted model, not a curated record. Gene Ontology annotation, cellular component: nucleus; transcription repressor complex. The transcript has 2 exons.